Messenger RNA from Linum trigynum, 3565 nucleotides. NCBI's taxonomy places the organism in Eukaryota, Viridiplantae, Streptophyta, Magnoliopsida, Malpighiales, Linaceae. The record is from the annotation of a GenBank genome assembly.
CACCAAAACCAAACGACCCUUAGUGUAGUAGGAGGUCCUGGAGGUGUGUAUCCCUUUUUUGCUCUUGAAAGCUUCUAUUUAUAAGUAGCAUCAUGAUUCAUGUCUGACAUGGCCUAACAACACAACCGUGUUCCAGGCCGUGUUCACAACUGGUCGCUAUAUCGAUUUGUCAGCAUUGCAGAGAUUGAUUGAUUGAUUUCCUUACUCAACAUGAUCGGUGAACACGAUUGUGUUCCCGGCCGUAUUGACUAGUAAGUGGGGAAACUAUUGGUUGUUACUCUUUUGAAACGUGCAUAAAAUGUCAGCAUGCCCAACUAAGUAUGGUGGACAAUUCAUUGAUUGAUUUCUCUUGUACAGAAAAUUCAAAAAAAAAAAAAACAAUGUAUUAUGUACAAUUCAUUGAAAGCAUUCCAAUGAAACUAUCACCAAAACCAAAUGACUUUGUUGUUAUCUUUGAUAAUACUGUUUGGUUCAUCUUUGAUCCAAUGCCGGAAUCAACUUAGUACUCAACUCCAACAGCACCACACCAAAGCUCAAGACCAGCAAAAGAAGACGCAUAAACAACAGAAGGCAGGACAGCAAAAAGAGUUUUCCUUUCCUACCCAUUUCUUCUUCCCCGCGUUUCAAACGAGAUAUAUGUGUACAAGUAUACAACACCACCAACGGAGAAGGAAAAAGAAAGAGGCAGAAAUUUUAAGCCACCCUCCUCUCCUCUCCUCUACUCUUUUUUCUGUCCGAAAUUCUAACACUGCCCAACACGUAGUUGCUUCUUCUUCUUUUAUUCUUUCCUUCUUUCUUCGGGGUUGGGCUUUUCGCUGAAGCCUUCCUUCCUCUUCCCCAAAUCUCCUAAUUGUUCGCAUCACCUCUCGAUUUCCCCAUUGCCCCCUCACUCUUUCUAAUUGCACCUUAACCGUUCUGUGAUUCUUCUCCGUAGCUGUUUCUUCUUGUCGAGGAAGUGAAAAACCGAGAUGGGCAUGGCGGGUGAGGUGGUUAAACUGAAGCGGGCGGCACUAGAGGCAUGCAUGACAUGCCCUCUCUGCAACAAGCUGCUCAGAGAAGCUACCACCGUCUCUCUCUGCCUCCAUACGUUCUGCAGAAAAUGUAUACAUGACAGAUUCUCAGAUGAUGAAGUUGAUACCUGUCCUGUAUGUGAUAUCGACUUGGGUUGUCUGCCAGUGGAGAAACUCAGGCCUGAUCACAAUUUGCAAGAUUUAAGAUCCAAAAUGUUUCCAUCCAAAAGAAGAAAAGUUCAUCCUACUACCGAGGUUGUCACUUCAGUUGCAUUGCCAGCAAAGAGAAAAGAGAGAUCAUUAUCAUCUCUGGUUGUUAGCACUCCCAAAGUGCCUGUACAAACCAGUUCGACCGGGCGAAGAUCCAAAGCUGGUCCAAGAAAAAAUCCUGGAUUACGAGGAUGUAGUUUUACUACCGAAGAAUCAAACAAAGAUGAAGAAGAAGACUCUGCAGAAGAAGAUCAUCAUCCAAUCAGCUCAAGCUCCCCCGAGUCCCAGAAUAAAAUUCCACAACGGAAAAGGCAGCAUUCCUCUGCUGCCGAACCUUCUAAUGAACAGAAACAAAUGGAUGCAAAUAGGGAGGAUGAUGAUGGUGAAGUGGUGGAAGGGAAAGCUGAAAUAUGGACACCCUUAAACUGUCUAGUUGAAGCUGCUAACACAACUAAGUCAUUGAAGUCGAACUCACAACAGGUGCAGUCUGCUGCCAACUCAGAAAUUUUGUCCACUGGGCCUGACCUCAAACCGAGAACCGUAGAUACGCAAUUGAAUGUAGAGUCUCCUACUGUUGGUCAGGGUGGAGAAACAUACAUCCACCCCGAAAGGAAAAAUAAAGAACCUGAUCAGGGAUUCAACAGUGAAGAUGAUAGUAAGGGGUCAAAUAAUCUGGUUGCACCACCGAUGAAGCGUAGAAGGUUAACUGCAGCAAGAAGGAGGGAAGCUUUGUCAGAAGAGCUCAGUGCCUCGGCACAGGCUGUACUGGAUUCUGCAAUAAACAAGGCCAACCGGAGAAACUGCCCAGUUUGGUUCUCGUUGGUCGCCUCAGAGAAGAGGGGAGAUGCUUCACUACCACAGAUUCCUACUUGUUACUUGAGGAUCAAGGAUGGUAAGGUGCCUGUGUCAUUCAUUCAGAAGUACAUUGUGAAGAAACUCGAGCUUAGCAGUGACGUUGAAGUGGAGAUAAUGUGCCAAGGGCAGCCGGUGGUUCCAACGCUGCAACUGCACAACUUGGUGGACUUAUGGUUCCGGAAUGCAUCGACCAAGAGAGUGGAAGUACCUGUGGGUUCUUCUGCCAGGGACUUUGUAAUGGUCUUGUCUUACUGUCGUAAACUACAGCAGCGGUCUUCUUAGAACGUACCCCCCACAUAGUUUUAGUUCCUUUCUCCCUUCUGUUGUUGUUGCUUUACUUACUCUCAUCCCUUCUCCCUUUAUUUUUUCCAUAGGUUAUCGAGUAUACAAAUGUAUGAAGGUAUAUGAUUAAAUUCAUUAUAUUGGUUAGCAACUUCAGUUCUUCAAGUAAUGCUUUACUGUUGAAUAAGUUUAUGCAACAUGAAACCUAGGCAUUGUAAACAACACACAGCUAAGGAACAAUCAAAUAGUUAUGAAUAAAUCAAUCUAUUGAGUAACAUUCAUUGAUAGCUUACGUACUCGUUGUUGUAGAACGUUGUCUACGGGUACAUAGAUAUAAAAGCACCUGAUUGUUGCUUUAUUCUGGAUUUAUAGUGCAGCAGCCUAUCUCGGAUUCCAACUUUCCAACAAUGAAUUGGAAUCCCAUGUUUAUGACUUUACUUGCGUCCCCUGUGAAAAACAAGCAAUCAGGCACGCUUCGAAUUGCUCUGACUUCUUUUUCUCUGAGCAUAUCUAUAUACUUCCUCGCUCGUCGAGUGAUGACAGCUCGUAGAACCCAACAGUGCAGCACAUUGCUCUUCAUGAGUGUGCAUAGGGCUUAUCUAAUCACUGUCAUCUUCAGUGCAACCCCAAAACUUGACCUUGUGACCCAGUGAGCAAGACACACAGGAAUGUAUUCCAGCAGAUAACAGAUGUCACAGCACUAUCGUGUGUGCCUUGAGUACUGUUUGAAUGCACUCCUCGGUGUUCAAAUCCCACACCUUGAUCGUCCCAUCCAUCAAACCAGAAUAUAAUCUUCUACACGAAUCGCCAUUAAUGGUCGAAAUAGAAGGUUGUGAGGAUAAUGAACUAGUUGUAGUUCGAUUGUGAGUUGUAGUUCGAUUGUGAAGCAUGAGAAAUAUUUCAAGCCAAAUAUCCACCUUGAAAUGCAGUUUAUGCGCUCAGCCCCUGUUGAAUUUACAAGGAAACUGUGUUUGAACAUGAAUGAAUCUAAAAAGAAGAGGUCUGAUAUAUGGCCACGAGACUGAAGCACCAUACGCACGACAUCAUCCCUAAGCAAUUUAUUUGUUUGUCAUAUAAAAUAUGCACAGGAAGCUUGCAUUCAAAGUUAAGGCAUGAAGCAAACAUAUUUUUUUUAUUCAAAUAGAACACCAAGCAACUACUUUUGAUGAAUAAAAUUGUUGCUAUGUAAAUAAAGUAGAAUUUUCAUC